Molecule: messenger RNA, 261 nt
Organism: Oikopleura dioica
Lineage: Eukaryota; Metazoa; Chordata; Appendicularia; Copelata; Oikopleuridae
Source: the annotation of a GenBank genome assembly
AUGAAGCUUUUUAACUUUUUCCUCGCUGUCGCCAUGGCUCAAUCUACCCUCUCCCCAAGAGGCAAGAUCAAGGAUGAAGAGAAAGGCCCCCGACAGUGCGGAAAAGUCAAGCUCGCUGACAACCCUCUCGCCAACGGUUUGACUAUCGAGUGCAAAUCUCGAAACGGCAAGGCGAAGAACCCCCAUCGAACCAAGCGAUGCAAGGUGAAGCCUUCUCUUGUCAUUGUUAGCAUUUGCUACGGCCUCUGGGUGAAUGGUUAG